Messenger RNA from Brassica oleracea var. oleracea, 1573 nucleotides. RefSeq names its product GPI-anchored protein LORELEI. The coding region runs from base 11 to 478 and encodes 155 amino acids. NCBI's taxonomy places the organism in Eukaryota, Viridiplantae, Streptophyta, Magnoliopsida, Brassicales, Brassicaceae. The transcript is spliced from 3 exons. The record is from RefSeq and is a predicted model, not a curated record.
CUUUUGUUUCAUGGAGGUAAAACUAUUUUUCCUUCUGAUAGCAUUAUUGGUGACUCUCUCAUCUUCAAAUUCCACAUCAAUUAUUGUGUUUGAAUCUCGAACAUCGGUUAGUGGAAGAAGCUUACUUAGUGCCAAGAAACAAUGUGAAGUGGACUUUCAGAGUAAGAACUACACGGAUCUGACGAGACAGUGCAGAGGUCCGACGUAUCCAGCGACAGAAUGUUGCGCGGCGUUUAAACAGUUUGCAUGUCCUUACGCGCAUCAAAUCAACGACUUGAAUACCGACUGUGCCAAGGUAAUGUUCAGCUACAUCACCGUUCACGGUAACUAUCCACUUGGCCUUUUCGCCAGCGAGUGCAAAGAAACGAAAGUGGGACUCGUUUGCCCUUCUUCACCUCGCGUUUCAGCCGCUCCUCAUCACAUCACGCUGGUGGUCUCUGCCGCAACCGCUGUUUUGGCUUUUCUAGUGUUGGUUUAACAAUGAAAAGUAGUAGCACUCCAACAAAAUAAACGUAUCUUUUGAUCCUGUAACCAUUAAUGUUAACAAGAACUGUGUAAAGCCAAAAGAAAUGAACAGAGUUUGCUAAAAAUAACCAAAAGGGUCAUGUGGGUAUAGCAAUAUCAGAAAAACUCUGGUAACAAUUGAGACAUGAACAUCGAAAUUACUGUUAGCAGCAACACUAACUGUAUAAGGAAACAUGAAAUGAUCUUACAUGCUCUCUUCUUGAUGGUUCAAGUGGUUUCAAGCAUAGACCUUGUUUCUUCAAGCUUGAUCUCCAGCUUUUCAACGUUGCUCACCAGGGUUAUAAUCUCUGAGAGAGGUGAGCUUAUGUCAUUGGCUCCUUCAUGAAGUUGUGGUAUCGGUUCCUUUCCGAUCUCCCGGAAUUGCUGAAUUGCAUAGGGAGUCACAUUAGGUUUGAUAAGCAUUCAUGUGAUAGUAUAUCCGGUGGUUGAUUCCACCAGGAGAAUGCAGACUUAUAACAAUCAGCCACAGCGCACACAGAAUGGCUACCUUUUUCAAGAGGACUUGCUACUCCGAUCAUCAUCCCCAAGCAUCUCUAAACCAUCACCGCCGGUACUCUUUAACAUAUUCACAGAGCCACGCAGACCACGUGAUCAAAUCAUUUUUUGCCCUCUCAGCAACAAGGUCACGCAUUUGUGGCCGACCGUCAUUCGACGUUCUCAUACAUACCGUUGACUAUAGCAAUUUUAAUGUCUUUGUAGUAUAAUGAUGCAUCUAUGUCAGGUAAUAUGAACCCAAAAUAAUACUCUAGCGGAAAAAAACCAUGAAAAGAAAACUCAUAUGUUUGGAUCACAUAUGCGUAACUUAUCAUGUUAAAUAUCAUUUACAUACAUGCGUAUAAAUAUCAUGCCACUGGGGCUUGCGGUAUUAUUACUUGCAUGUAAGGAAAUGUUGGGGGUGAAUGAUUCAACUACACCUAAAAGGCUAAAAGAAAGGACAUGCAUCAAUAACAAACACAGAAUUACAAGGCCACAACCAUAACACACACUAAUGUCGUUUUUAAUCUUACAUCUGAGAGGGAUUAGGACAAAUGCAAUGGCUACACACUCA